GGCAACUUGAAGGCUUUAAGAUUUAACCCUAAGUUGGGAUGUUUAAAGUGAUUUGAAAAAGUUUUAGUUUUGAUUUUCUUGAAUGUUCAAAGUAUUAAAAUUAAUAAACGUUUAGAAACUCGUCAAGAUGGAGUAGAAGUACAAGAAAAAGCAAUCAAGAAUGAAAGCCCGAUUAGUUUAGGUGAUUUUGUACCUUCUUGUGGUGGGUUUCAAGAUGAAUCAUUUGUUGAUUAUAAUUCUGGUAUCCAAUUGGAUCAGAUCAAAACUUUUUAUACAUUUGGUGAUAGUUGGACUGAUCUAGGAAACGAUCUUGGAGGCACUCCCUUACCAGCUCUCAAACCCAAAACUUCAUGUCCAUUCUACGGCGGUAGACCAACUAAUGGAAAGAUGUGGUCAGAAUGGUUAAUUGAGAUUUUACAAAAUCAUUCAAAUGUUAAAAAUUAUGCUGUUUCUGGUGCUACGGUUGAUAAGACACUUUGGCAUUCUGCUGAUAAAUCAUUUGAUAUGGCUAUGGAAAUCGAUAGAUUCUUGUGUCAAAAAAAUCAAUUUGAUCCUUCAUCAUCGAUGGUUACAUUAUUCUUUGGUAAUAAUGAUUUUAUUGCUUCUAAUAUUGAAUCUAAUCAAUUAUCUUCAUUAAUCCCAUCAUCUCAAAAGUUUUUAAACCAAACUAAAAGAUUAAUCGAUUCAGGUUUUACGAAUUUCUUAAUCUUAACACCAGGCUUUGAUAAUAAUAAACUUAAAGAAUUUAAUAAUCUCAUUUGGAAUGGAUUAAAAGAUUUUAAGAAACAAGAUUCUGAUUUCCAAUUCAUUACCAUUCAUCUUUCUAAAUUAUAUCGUGAAAUUAAAACUUCUCCAAGAAGGUUUGGGUAUCAUUCUACAGAUUCUUGUUUACCUAGAAACUUAAAUAUGGCAGAAGCAUGUACUGACCCAGAGUACAGAUUAUAUUGGAUUUUUUAUCAUCCACAAACUUUGACUCAUAAACUCCAAGCGGAAUAUAUAAAACGUGUGGCUGAAAGUUGUCAACCUACAAACCAUCAAGAAGAAGUUCAUUCAAAAAGAGAUGGAGUGAAUAAAAGUACAAAGUCAUCGAAUGGUUUGAGUUCAACUUUAGGUUCAGAUGAUUCGUUGGAUUGUAAUCAAGUUGAUUUAGUUUAUCAUCCUCCAAAAUGUAUUUAAAGAAUUCCUUUUCUUUUUCUUUUGAUUUUGUUUUUUGUAUGUGGUUUGGAUUUCUUUUAUAGUUUAGAGACUAGGGUCUUGGACAUUGUUAGUGUUUUCUGUGGUGUGUAGAAAGUUAAUAGUGUUGGAUUUAAUUGGAAUAGAAAUACAAUGCUGGACGUUUUGUU
Melampsora larici-populina 98AG31 is the source of this 1343-nucleotide messenger RNA. RefSeq lists its product as uncharacterized. The transcript is spliced from 9 exons. The record is from RefSeq and is a predicted model, not a curated record. The coding region runs from base 388 to 1176 and encodes 262 amino acids. Gene Ontology annotation, molecular function: hydrolase activity, acting on ester bonds. Lineage: Eukaryota; Fungi; Basidiomycota; Pucciniomycetes; Pucciniales; Melampsoraceae.